This is a messenger RNA of Chara braunii, 905 nucleotides long. The record is from the annotation of a GenBank genome assembly. NCBI's taxonomy places the organism in Eukaryota, Viridiplantae, Streptophyta, Charophyceae, Charales, Characeae.
UCAUUGUUGAAAGUUUUCAAGACAGCAUGGCACGUUCUCUGUUUCAUUGAACCUAGAAGAACGAACGUGAGAAUCAGCGACAAUGAGGAACAUUCUACGAUAUCCUGACGAAACGGCGGAGGCAUUCUGAUGGCGUUGAACGUGUGGUGCUUGAACUGUGGGUGUGAACUAGGACGGGUCUAUGUGAUAGGGCAGUGCCAUCAACCUCAAAAAGGUGAUGGUAAGGUAUUGAGAGCGAAUGAUGUGGAUCUGAGGAACAAAUGGGAUAAUACUCACAGUUCAGGGGGAUACAAUCAUGAUAAUGAGGAUGAUGAUGAUAUUAAUGAUGAUGAGAGUGAUGCUGAUGAGGAUAAUAGUGAUAUGACUCUUUGGAAUCAGAAGACCCGGAAUGGUAAUAAUGAGGGUGAUAAUGAAUCAUUGGAAUCAUCUCAAAAUGAUGAUGAUGAUGAUGAUGAUGACGAUGAUGAUGAUGACGAGGACAAUGGUGAUAUGAAUUGUUGGAAUCAGAAGAUCGGGAAUGAAGAAAGGGAUCUGGGCGGUACAAUCUACUGGGAUAAAAAGAGAAGCGAAGUCAAGAUAGUGGAUUUCAAAGAUUCCAACGGCAUGAAUGGCAGUGCGCAGAAGGAGGGCGACGACGACAAUGUUGAUAAAGCGCGUAACCAGUAGGGGAGGAGACGAGAUUAAAGAGUUCCUUGGUGCUAAGAGAGAAUGUUGUGUGUGUGUAUGUGUGUUUGUACGUGUGUGUGUGUACGAGAGAGAGAGAGAGAGAGAGAGAGAGAGAGAGAGAGAGAGAGAGAGAGAGAGAGAGAGAGAGAGAGAGAGAGAGAGAUCACUGAAUCGUCAUCGAGUCAUUGAACAGAGAAAUCAUUGAACCUUCGCCGAGGGGUCACAAAGCUCCGGGAAAU